Phlebotomus argentipes is the source of this 1551-nucleotide messenger RNA. RefSeq names its product meiosis-specific nuclear structural protein 1-like. Gene Ontology annotation, cellular component: motile cilium. Lineage: Eukaryota; Metazoa; Arthropoda; Insecta; Diptera; Psychodidae. The record is from RefSeq and is a predicted model, not a curated record. Bases 82 to 1494 code for a protein of 470 amino acids. Gene Ontology annotation, biological process: cilium organization. The transcript is spliced from 2 exons.
AUUGAUAAGCUCGUAUAUACGCAGCCGGUGGACGUCAAGCAGUUUGUUUACAAACAAACCGAUUUCCCCUUUUUUCCAAAAAUGUCGCGAUUCCGUGAAUUGCACAGAAAUAAAUUGUUAAGCGAUGUGAAUUCCCAGAGAAGUGCCGCAAACAAUGCCAGUGACUGGUGCAGGAUUGACCUAAAUGCCCAGGAGAAGCGUCUUCAGCGCCAAUACCGGGAGGAGAGGAAUUUCCUUGACCACGAGCGAAUUCAGGACGAGGUCAAGAAGCAAAGAGAACUGGAAAAAGACCAAGAGUGUCGAAGAAAAGCACAGGAAAUCCAUGAACAGGAGCGACGGAGGAUCUGCGAAGCAAAAAUGCGACAACAAUUGCGAGAGAGCAAUCAGGAACUGAGGGAAUUGGAGGCACAGCUGAGGAGGGCGUACGUGGCCAAGGAGCUGGCAGCUCAGGUGGCGGAAAAGGAUAUCGAGAAGUACCAGAGGAAGCUGCAAGUAAAGAAGGAGCAGGAAUUCAUGGACAGAGAGCUGGAAAAGGUGCAAAAAUCCUUGGAGGAAGAGAGGGAACGCGAGCUGAGGAAGAAACUGACCCUGAGAGAUGAGCUCAGGAAUCAAAUGGAGACAUCUCAUCAGCGGAAUAAGAUUCUCUAUGUGGAGUUCCUGAAGGAGAAGCAGUAUCUCGAUGAGAUUGUGAGGCAAAUUUACGAGGAACAAAUGGAAGAAUUGAGAUUGAAGAUGAUAAGAAAGCGAAGAGCAUUAUCUGAACUGGAACAAUUCCGGAAAAACAAAGAGGUGUUUCAGGAGAAGCAGAGAAGAUUGAAUGAAGAUGAGAACAAGAGAAUUGUUGAGUACAUUGAGCUGAAGGAUGAACUCGUGCAGAAGGAGAAAGAGAAGAAAAUCAAAGACAGGUGUGAGAAGGAGAAAAUCACAGAAAAACUCGCUAAAACACUCAUUGACAUUGAGGAAAAUGCCCAGAAGCACGAGGAGGUGAUUAUAGAACUGCGGAUGAAGGAAAUGGCUGAACGCGAGGAGAAGAACUUGAGAGAACAAAUGGAGAGGCAACUCAGGAGGCGCAUUCAUGAGCGCAUGAUCCUUGACGAGCAGCGCCGAGAGCGCUGGAUGCGUGUGCAAGAGUCCAAAGAAGAGGAGAAUCGCUUCAGAGAGGAACAAAUGAAAAUCCUGGCUGAGCAGGACAAGCUGGAGCAGCUGACCAAGGAGGCUAAGCGCAGGAAACAGCUGGAGCACAGGAAAGCUAUUGAAGAAGGCCUGGCUGAGAGGAAAAAGCGUCAUCAGCGGGAAAUAUCUCUGGCCAUCCAGGAGAAGGAAAUGAGUCUGAAAGAGGAGGAGAGAAUGCAACAACUAAUUGAAGAGGAAAGAAUUAAAAUGCUCAAAGAGCACGCAACGGAGCUUCUUGGAUUUUUACCGAUGGGAAUUCUCAGGGAGAGCGAUCGUCAGCACCUUCCUUUGCCUUCUGGCACAUCAGACAAGGAUAAUUAAUAAUUGUUCUGCUCAGAUUCUCACUUCCAGGAGUGACCAGAUCUUCAAUAAAUAUUU